AAAAGCCCUCCAGGGGAUGUACGCUCUGGAGAUGGUGAUAGCGCAAGUCUGCAGAAGAGGCUACAGAGAGAGGCAUGGUCUCCCAUUUCCACCACAACCCCUGAUACCAGCGAGGCUCCCAGGACUAGAAAAACCUCCUUCUGGCAACGCUGGUCUCUUCAUAACAAGAAAAGCCCUCCAGGGGAUGUACGCUCUGGAGAUGGUGAUAGCGCAAGUCUGCAGAAGAGGCUACAGAGAGAGGCAUGGUCUCCCAUUUCCACCACAACCCCUGAUACCAGCGAGGCUCCCAGGACUAGAAAAACCUCCUUCUGGCAACGCUGGUCUCUUCAUAACAAGAAAAGCCCUCCAGGGGAUGUACGCUCUGGAGAUGGUGAUAGCGCAAGUCUGCAGAAGAGGCUACAGAGAGAGGCAUGGUCUCCCAUUUCCACCACAACCCCUGAUACCAGCGAGGCUCCCAGGACUAGAAAAACCUCCUUCUGGCAACGCUGGUCUCUUCAUAACAAGAAAAGCCCUCCAGGGGAUGUACGCUCUGGAGAUGGUGAUAGCGCAAGUCUGCAGAAGAGGCUACAGAGAGAGGCAUGGUCUCCCAUUUCCACCACAACCCCUGAUACCAGCGAGGCUCCCAGGACUAGAAAAACCUCCUUCUGGCAACGCUGGUCUCUUCAUAACAAGAUAAGCCCUCAAAGUGAUGUACGCUCUGGGAAUGGCGAAAGCUUAAGUCUUCAGAAGAGCCAGCAGACAGAAGCACCCUCUCCUUCUACCAUCACAACCAGCGAGGCUCCUAGAACUAGAAAAACCUCCUACUGGAAUUGUUGGCGUCUUCUUAACAAGAAAAAGCAGAGCCAUCUCCAACAAGAUGUGGACGCGGUCACAAUCCAUUCACCCUCAGUGACAGAAAUGAGUUGUUGCACAAGUGAGAAGUCUCAGGGAGGAGAGACUGGUGUCGAGUUCAGGGCCUCACCUGUUCUUGACAGUCCUGUCUCUGCUCACCAUGAGCCGCAUCUCCAA
Messenger RNA from Fundulus heteroclitus (mummichog), 1008 nucleotides. RefSeq lists its product as uncharacterized. NCBI's taxonomy places the organism in Eukaryota, Metazoa, Chordata, Actinopteri, Cyprinodontiformes, Fundulidae. The coding region runs from base 17 to 676 and encodes 219 amino acids. The record is from RefSeq and is a predicted model, not a curated record. The transcript is spliced from 12 exons.